Messenger RNA from Exophiala oligosperma, 558 nucleotides. RefSeq lists its product as uncharacterized. Gene Ontology annotation, cellular component: cytoplasm. The record is from RefSeq and is a predicted model, not a curated record. The transcript has a single exon. Bases 1 to 558 code for a protein of 185 amino acids. NCBI's taxonomy places the organism in Eukaryota, Fungi, Ascomycota, Eurotiomycetes, Chaetothyriales, Herpotrichiellaceae.
AUGGGUCAGAGACAGUCUACAAGUAAUGCAGCCGAGGGAGAGCAACCUCCAGCAAAGGCCGAUUACUAUGAUCUGCUUGGAGUUGAGCGUACGGCCACGGACGAUGAGAUCAAGAAAGCCUACCGGCGCAAAGCUCUCGAGCUGCACCCCGACCGCAAUUACGGUAACGUCGAAGAUGCCACCGCCUUGUUCGCUGAAAUCCAGUCCGCCUAUGAAGUCCUUUCCGAUCCUCAGGAACGAGCCUGGUAUGACUCUCAUCGAGACAUCCUCCUCCGAGGAGAUAGCGCGGCUGGUGCGGCUGCCACCGACUUCUCAUACAAUAUUCGUAUGACCUCGGCGGAGGAAGUAAUGAAGUUGAUGAUGAAGUUCAAUGGUCGUUUAGAUUUUACAGAUGCCCUAAGCGGCUUCUACGGAGGGUUGAAUGACUUUUUCAAUCAGCUCGCAAAGGAGGAAGACAUUGCUUGUCAGUGGGAGGGCCAAGAUUACAUGGAUUACCCCGAGUUCGGUCUGAAAGAUGACCAUUACGAGGAUACUGUCCGACCCUUUUACGCCUCCUAG